This is a messenger RNA of Perca fluviatilis (European perch), 2571 nucleotides long. RefSeq names its product neuraminidase 1 (gene neu1). Gene Ontology annotation, biological process: ganglioside catabolic process; oligosaccharide catabolic process. The record is from RefSeq and is a predicted model, not a curated record. Bases 164 to 1327 code for a protein of 387 amino acids. Gene Ontology annotation, molecular function: exo-alpha-sialidase activity. NCBI's taxonomy places the organism in Eukaryota, Metazoa, Chordata, Actinopteri, Perciformes, Percidae. The transcript has 7 exons. Gene Ontology annotation, cellular component: cytoplasm; membrane; lysosome.
CAUGACAUGUGCUGGAGUUUUGUGGAUGAGCUCGAACCAGAGCAUUUCCGCUUUUUAUCUCUCCGUCCGUUUUUAGUUGUUUUUUUAAACUCAUCAUCUGUACUUUACUGAUAUUUAUCUGUAGGAAUAAAGAAGAAGGUUUCAGGAUUUAAAUCUAACAAACAUGAAGACAGGAAGCCGGCUCGCUGCACUGUCCUUACUCCUCUCCGCUGUGUUGUCUCUCUGUGUUUGUACUUUAAGCCCUGAUCAGAUUGACCCUCUGCUGUAUGAAGAGCAGCUGCUGUGGGUGAGUGGAGCCCAGGGGCAAGUGAGAACCUAUAGGAUCCCGCUGCUCACCUACACCUCUAAAGGAAGCCUGCUGGCUUUCUCAGAGGCCAGGAAGUCGACGAACAACGACGUGGGCGCAAAGUUCCUCGCAAUGCGGCGGUCCACAGACAAAGGAGCCACCUGGUCCCCGACCACCUUUAUAGUCGAUGAUGGAACGAAGCCGGAUGGCCUGAACCUGGGCUCGGUAGUGGUGGACGAGGAAGUGGGCUCGGUGAUUCUGGUCUACUCCAUCUGCUUCCACCUCUUCCAGUGCCACCCGUCCAGCACCAUGAUGGUGGAGAGCAUGGACGACGGGCUCAGCUGGAGCCCGCCCAGAAACCUCUCGGUCCAGCUCGGAGUGAAAAACUUUGCUCCCGGGCCAGGCUUCGGCAUCCAGAAGCGCUACAACCCAGCUAAGGGGAGGUUGGUGGUGUGUGGUCAUGGGACAUUGGAGGGAGACGGAGUUUUCUGCAUCCUGAGUGAUGACCACGGGCGUAACUGGUACAACGGCGCUGCGCUGAAAAGCAUCCCUUACAACCAGAGGAAGCGAGCACAGGACUUCAACCCUGACGAGUGCCAGCCGGUUGAGAUGAUGGACGGCAGCAUUGUCAUCAACGUUCGGAACCAGAACAACUACCACUGUCGGUGUCGCAUCGUGGUACGCAGCCGUGAUGGUGGAUUGUCCCUGCCCGUAGACGAUCUGUUCUUUGACUACGAGCUGGUGGAUCCUGUAGUAGCAGCUGGAGCUCUGCAGAAAGACGGAGUGCUUUACUUCACUAACCCCUCAAAUGAGCAACACAGAGUUAACCUGACCUUACGUUGGUCACUGACUGAUGGCAACUCUUGGGUGCAAGAAGCUAUGCAGAUAUGGGCCGGUCCAAGUGGCUACUCCAGCAUCACAUCGCUGAACAGCGGCUCUCCAGAGGACCGGAAGUACAUCUUUGUCAUCUAUGAGAAGGGCCACAAGGACUAUGACGAGACUGUCUCGUUUGUUAAGAUCCACCUGUUUGGUGGCCGGUAGAGCAUGUGAGAGGGAGGUAAGCAGAUGAGCAUCAACAGAUUCAAAUGUUGGAGGGAAAGGGAAACAGGAAGCUGUUGUAUACUCCCACUACUUUCUCAGGAAGAAAAUAAGACUUUUUAAAUUCACUUUAUGAUAUUGAAAAUGGGAGGCUCAGCACCAUGAAUGUCCAGCAGUUUUCGGCCUGUGAUGAUCUAAAAAUUUUCGCCUUAUUUUAUCUUCCUCUUCUCUUAAAUUCCCACACUUGAUAAAGUCGCAAAUCAAUGUCCAUUUUUAUGUGUUUGGAUAUUUUACCAAGUGUUUGUUUUUGCUCAAAUUGCACAGCCACAAUAUUUUGUGAGUUUUCUUGUUCAUACUCAAAACAACAUAUGACAAAGCAAGGGACAGUUAAAUGUUGAAAAUUCAACUUCAGACCAAAUACAGUAGUUUCCAAUCAUACUGUCAUGGAAAUAUCUGUUUUGAAGUUGAAUACUUAAUUUUUACAUAUGUUUACACAUUCUUCCAUAAAGUAGACGACUAAUGACUUUCAGCGGUUUCAAUAUGGUAUGCAACCACCUCUGGCAUCUAUCACUAAACUGUCAUAUAUGUUUGUUGAUGGUGUUAAAUGACUUCUAUUUGCUCAGAUAAUAUAAUGUCAUGGAAGUAGCCUACUUUCAAAUUUUUUUAAAGAUUAUUUUUUGGGCUUUUCCGCCUUUUAAUUUUUGACAGGACAGCUAACUGAGAAAAGGGAGAGAGGGGGGAAGACAUGCAUGUAAUCGUCAAAGGUCAGAUUUGAACCCUGGACCUCUGCGUUGAGACAUAAACCUCUCCGUACACGUGCACCUGCUCUACCACUGAGCCAACAUGGCCACUGCUUUCAAAUCUUAUAUGGGUCUGAGUUUGUAAUUUCCAUGAAUGCCUUCUUUAGGAUGCGAGUGUGCCAUGAAUACAUGCUAUGUGUGUGUGAGUGUGAGUGUGAGUGUGAGUGUGAGUGUGAGUGUGAGUGUGAGAGAGAGAGAGAGAGAGAGUGGUAAGUGCAUAAUGUAGCCAAAGAAUCAUCUUUUGCACUUGUGCAGAAUGUAUUCUGAUAUUUUGUAAUCAGUCUGAACUCCUCUCUAUUCAGAUUUGGAUACGUAUAUCAAAUUCAUGAAUGCCCUGUAUUACCAGCAUUGUGCACAGGGUUACAUUGUUUUCAUGCAGGAAAUCUAUCUAAUUUGUACUAUCUGUAAAAUAAAUAAAUGAUCUCUAACAAUUGUGGGCACAGCUGA